Molecule: messenger RNA, 4088 nt
Organism: Paramecium primaurelia
Lineage: Eukaryota; Ciliophora; Oligohymenophorea; Peniculida; Parameciidae
Source: the annotation of a GenBank genome assembly
AUGGGUGCUGCUAAUUGUUAAUCAUGCUGUGCUAAAUAGGAGAGUGAUACUACUGAAUUAAAAUUAGGAAGAGAUAAACUAAAACCUAAACAUGAUAAUUCUGAAAAUGAUAUUACAUAACAAGAAUAAAAAAUUUAAGCAAAAGAUCAUGAGAGAUUUGUUGUGGAUUAAGAAUAAUAAAAAUAGAAAAAAGAAACUAAAAAAGAGCCAAAAAAAGAAGCCGUUAAAGAAACACCUGCUAAAAAUGUUGAUGAGAACUCAAAAAAAUCAUAAGAAUAGGAUAAAUAGUUAAAUAUAUCAGCAAAUCAUUCAGUUAGCAUGAAUGUCGCAAAUAACUAAGAAGGGAAUGAUUUAAUUAAAAGUACAAUGAACUGCAAUGAAAGAAAAAAGCUACCUCCUAUUUAAUUAGAAUCAGGGGCUGUAUAUGAAGGAGAAUGGAAGAACGGAAUGAGGGAUGGUUUUGGUAAAUAAAAAUGGCCUGAUGGUUCUAUUUACGAAGGUGAAUGGGUGGAAGAUAAGUCAUCGGGAAGGGUAUUUAAAUUUAUAAUUUUAGGGGAAAUUGACUCAUGCUGAUGGUGAUGUUUAUGAUGGAGAAUGGAAAAAUGAUAAAGCUAAUGGAAAAGGUACUUAUAUUCAUGUUAAUGGUGCAAAAUAUGAAGGAGAAGUAUAUCUAUUUAUAUAUUUUAAGUGGGAAAAUGAUAAAUAACAUGGAAGAGGAGUUGAAAAUUGGCCAGAUGGAGCUAAAUAUGAAGGUUAAUAUUUUGAAGGUAAAAAACAUGGAAAAGGAAUUUUAAAUUUUGCAGAUGGAUCAAGAUAUGAUGGUAAAUUAGUAGAUUUAAUUAUUUAUAGGUGAGUUUUUAUAAAAUGACAUACAUGGUGAAGGUACUUACAUUUGGCCUGAUAAAAGAGUUUAUAAAGGAUAAUGGAAGAAGAAUAAAAUGCAUGGAAAAGGAUAGAUAAUUUGGCAAGAUGGAAGGAAAUAUACUGGAGUAAUAAGUUAAUUCUAAAAUAGGAAUAUGAAGAAGAUAAAAAACAUGGUAAAGGAGUUUUUGAAUGGGCUGAUGGAAGAAAAUAUAUUGGAACUUGGAUUCAAGGUAUGUAAAUAUAAGUUUAUAAAAGGCAGGUAACAUGGGAUUGGAAUAUACUAUUUAUAAAAUAAAGAAGUUAAAGUUGGAGAAUGGAAUGAAGGAAAAAGAAUAAAAUGGUUUGAAAAAAAUGAAAUAGAUUAAUUAAUUGAAGAAUAAAAAAUUAAAAGGGAAGAUCUAUAAUAAUCUGAUUGAUCAAUAUAACUAAUAUUUCAUUUUGGCUUCAUAAAUUUUCAGAAUCAAUUUGUUUUCUAAUCAUAUUUGCAAUUAUAAAUAAGGUUAUGAUUCAUUAUAAUCUACUCAAUAUUUAAUAUAUAUAUUUAUGAAAGUAAAUUAAAAGAAAUAAGUUCAAUUUGUCAAAGGAACUAUAAAUUCUUUAGAAAAUACAUCAACUAUAAAAUACAAUCAUAUUGAAUAAAAUUUAAUAAACGAGAAAGAAUUUGAGAGGAAUUCAAAUUUUACAGAUAGUGAAUUUAUGUCAACUUGUAGAGAACUAAUUGUUUGUUAGAAUUGUGCCAAGGAUCUUAUAAGUUAAUAUAAAGAAUUAUAUCAAACAUUUUUGAGUAGAUAAGAAAAAUUCUUGUUUUUAUAAAGUGAUUUAAAACAAUAUAGAAUCUAAUGUGAGAUUCAUACUUCAAAUUUAAUUGGAUCAAAAAGAAAUGAUUUAUUUAGUAAUAAAAAAUAGAAAUCUUCACUUAAUUUACUUGGAUAAAAUAGAUUAAGCUUAAUGGAUUUUCCAAAGUUUUUAUUUAAAGGAGAAUUCUAAAUUAUAAUACGUGCUGAUGUUUUUAAGGCUCAAGUAAAUUACUUUCUUAAAUAAAUGCAAGUAAAUGAGACAAUUAAUAAUGAAAAAGAGAUUAUAAUGCACAUAAAUGAAAUAAUAGAUCCUUAGGAUAAUAUCAAUUUCAAUGAAUUUAUUCGAUAAAGAGAUAAUUAAAUAAUAAUUAAUUAUGAUGUAUUUUCUUAUUUCAGUAUGCAUAGUAUAUUCUCUUCGAUAAAAUUUUAAAAUUUGGUACAACAGUAUUAGAUAUUUAAAUUUAAGAUAAUUUUAAAUCGAAAAUAUUAAGAGCUAUAAGCUCUUUGAUUUUAGAAUAAAUUUUAAAUGGUAGGGAUCAAUUUAUUUAGAAGUAUCAUUUAAAAAUAAAUUUUAUUAGAAUUGUNUAUUUAUAGGUGAGUUUUUAUAAAAUGACAUACAUGGUGAAGGUACUUACAUUUGGCCUGAUAAAAGAGUUUAUAAAGGAUAAUGGAAGAAGAAUAAAAUGCAUGGAAAAGGAUAGAUAAUUUGGCAAGAUGGAAGGAAAUAUACUGGAGUAAUAAGUUAAUUCUAAAAUAGGAAUAUGAAGAAGAUAAAAAACAUGGUAAAGGAGUUUUUGAAUGGGCUGAUGGAAGAAAAUAUAUUGGAACUUGGAUUCAAGGUAUGUAAAUAUAAGUUUAUAAAAGGCAGGUAACAUGGGAUUGGAAUAUACUAUUUAUAAAAUAAAGAAGUUAAAGUUGGAGAAUGGAAUGAAGGAAAAAGAAUAAAAUGGUUUGAAAAAAAUGAAAUAGAUUAAUUAAUUGAAGAAUAAAAAAUUAAAAGGGAAGAUCUAUAAUAAUCUGAUUGAUCAAUAUAACUAAUAUUUCAUUUUGGCUUCAUAAAUUUUCAGAAUCAAUUUGUUUUCUAAUCAUAUUUGCAAUUAUAAAUAAGGUUAUGAUUCAUUAUAAUCUACUCAAUAUUUAAUAUAUAUAUUUAUGAAAGUAAAUUAAAAGAAAUAAGUUCAAUUUGUCAAAGGAACUAUAAAUUCUUUAGAAAAUACAUCAACUAUAAAAUACAAUCAUAUUGAAUAAAAUUUAAUAAACGAGAAAGAAUUUGAGAGGAAUUCAAAUUUUACAGAUAGUGAAUUUAUGUCAACUUGUAGAGAACUAAUUGUUUGUUAGAAUUGUGCCAAGGAUCUUAUAAGUUAAUAUAAAGAAUUAUAUCAAACAUUUUUGAGUAGAUAAGAAAAAUUCUUGUUUUUAUAAAGUGAUUUAAAACAAUAUAGAAUCUAAUGUGAGAUUCAUACUUCAAAUUUAAUUGGAUCAAAAAGAAAUGAUUUAUUUAGUAAUAAAAAAUAGAAAUCUUCACUUAAUUUACUUGGAUAAAAUAGAUUAAGCUUAAUGGAUUUUCCAAAGUUUUUAUUUAAAGGAGAAUUCUAAAUUAUAAUACGUGCUGAUGUUUUUAAGGCUCAAGUAAAUUACUUUCUUAAAUAAAUGCAAGUAAAUGAGACAAUUAAUAAUGAAAAAGAGAUUAUAAUGCACAUAAAUGAAAUAAUAGAUCCUUAGGAUAAUAUCAAUUUCAAUGAAUUUAUUCGAUAAAGAGAUAAUUAAAUAAUAAUUAAUUAUGAUGUAUUUUCUUAUUUCAGUAUGCAUAGUAUAUUCUCUUCGAUAAAAUUUUAAAAUUUGGUACAACAGUAUUAGAUAUUUAAAUUUAAGAUAAUUUUAAAUCGAAAAUAUUAAGAGCUAUAAGCUCUUUGAUUUUAGAAUAAAUUUUAAAUGGUAGGGAUCAAUUUAUUUAGAAGUAUCAUUUAAAAAUAAAUUUUAUUAGAAUUGUAAAAUUAAUCCAAAAUAUUAUAGCUUAAAUAAAUAAUCAUUUAAAAAAUAGAGAAUAGAAUUCAACAAAUCGAAUAUGAGAAAUAAUAAUAAAUGCUUAUAGCAUACAUAGAGUAAGAAGAAAAAUAAAUUGAAGUGAAGAAAGAAAAAUAAAGAAAAAAAAGAUAAUAGCGAAAAUUAAAAAAGAAAGUUAAUUAAUAAUUGGAAUAGUUGGAAGAGGAGGAAGAGGAUGAUGAAGAAACAAAAAACUUUUUUUGUGAUAUAAAUUUCAAAACAUAAAAAUGUGAAUCUUCACACUCUGACAAAGAAAUCAUAACAGAAUUACUGAUUCUAAAAAGAAAUAUUAAUGAAAUCAACCAAAAAAGAAAAUAGUUAAGAGAAACUAUUAGAAAAGAGUGGGAAAACUAUUAAAAAUAGUUCUAAUCAUUAAAACAAUGA